GUUGAAAUCCUGCGAAUCCUUUCUAUUCCUGACAAGAUUAAGACUCCUGUCUUUCAACGACCUCCUUUAAGUGGGAUAAUAUAUGAUACACAUUUCAUAUCCGUAAUGAAUCCAAUACGAUCGACAACUUUCCGAGACGGUGAGGAGUCAAGAUCAACACGUAACGAAGAUAACAAUACUUAUGCAGUUUUACGUUCAAGAACCGAAGAAGAGAAGCAGAAGCGCAGACAAGAAUGGCAACGCCAGCAAGAGCGAGAGAGACAGUGUGAAAAAUUGAAACAGCAAAAAAUUUUAGAAUAUGAAAGGAAACGUGCACAAGCUUUAAAAUAUGCUGAAGAAAAAUCCUCGCGUCACAGUCAAAAUAAAAGUGGUAGUGAAUCUCCUACGCAUGUUCAGUACAGAGGUAGAUCUGCAUCAACUGCUUCCAAAUCUGGUAGCCUUCAUGAAAAAUUAGAUGGGUCUUCAAGUGGAACAGUACCUUUAUUCAGAGAUCCUCAGAAUGCACAGACUGAUACUUCAAAACUACAUCGAAUUACAGUUGAAAUUCAUAGGAAUAUCCCUGUAAAAGGAUCUGUUACCGAGUUACAAAGAGAUAUACUUAAUCCUGAAGAUGUGAUCAUCAAGAGAAGAGAUGGAGAAGGAUGUAAACCAAUAUUCGACAGAGAAGAAUUAAGCAAAAUUAUAGAUAAGGCUAACGAAAUAGAAGAACAACGCAGAGUUGUAACUAUAGAUAAAGAACAAUCAGCCUCGACAACCAAGUCACGUUCUUUGAGAAGACGGUCUUUAUCCUUGAGUCCUAUUAGGAAUCAUGUCUAUUCCGAAAAUCUAUCUUCCUAUACAUCCAGUCGUCGCGCGGGUUUGAAAUACCAGGAUAAGACAGAAAAAUGUGAUACUCGUGAAGAUAAUGGGCCAUUUAUAGAAGAGGGAUCUUAUCGCGAUAGAUAUCGUAAAAGAUCAAACGAACGUUCUUAUGAAAGAAGAGAUAGGGACAGGGACAGAGAUAGAGAUAGGGACAGGGAUAGGGACAGGGACAGGGAUAGGGACAGGGACAGGGAGAGAGACAGAGAUAGAGAUAGAAAUAGAGACAGAACUAAAGAUAGAAAUAGGUCCAGAGAACGAAGGGAUAUAGCACCACAUUAUAUUGAAUCGUCAAUAUCCGUACCUAUCUAUUAUAAUUUUCCUCCGAGACCUAUCAUAACAAGUCCUAUGGUUCCAUUAAGAGGACAGAUUCCUCCUAUGGGAAGAGGUAGACAUCCUACUUUAAUGGCACCAGUUAGACCAUUUCCACCACGAUUUCCUCCAGAUAUAUACAGAUUGGGACAUCCACCUCCAAAUCCAAGAUAUGGACCAUUUUGAAACAGUGGAUAUAUUUUUAUACAUCAUCAAGAACAUUUUAUGAACAC
Cyphomyrmex costatus is the source of this 1403-nucleotide messenger RNA. Its product is annotated as U1 small nuclear ribonucleoprotein 70 kDa-like. NCBI's taxonomy places the organism in Eukaryota, Metazoa, Arthropoda, Insecta, Hymenoptera, Formicidae. The record is from RefSeq and is a predicted model, not a curated record. The transcript has 9 exons. Bases 106 to 1356 code for a protein of 416 amino acids.